Peronospora belbahrii is the source of this 1050-nucleotide messenger RNA. NCBI's taxonomy places the organism in Eukaryota, Oomycota, Peronosporomycetes, Peronosporales, Peronosporaceae. The record is from the annotation of a GenBank genome assembly.
AUGCGUGUGGUAGCAGCGAUACGAGCAACGGCGAGAAAGGCUGUCUCCAGUCGGCGCAGUAGUGCCAAUGCUAUGACAAACAUGGAUGUAAGCCACUCUUUCAUCUCCUUACAGCACCAGAACCCCAGGCAGACGCAAGUGUUGAUGAUCCGAGCCUUCGCGUCCGUCGCCAAUGUAUCACAACGGCCGAAUUUUUGUGAAAAUAAGCACAAGUUUGCGUGGGCCGAGACGGACAUUGCACCACCAUCUCCAGGUCGUGGCAUGAUUGGAAGAUCUUCUAACGUUGACGUGACCAAAGGCCAGAACCCUAUUCAGCGCUGGUAUUGGCUCUGGAAGAUGCUGGGCUUCUUGAACAAGGACGACUUUCUGUUCCGCAACUCGACCGCUGUGCUUCAGAGUUGUAUGAACUACACGGCUGUACCAGAAUACUAUUAUGCGCUGAAACUGCCACGAUCUUUCCGCGCGCAACAGGCGCUGCUCAUGACGCAUGUGUGGCUAGUGCAUCGCCGCUUGGCGCUAGAAGGAGAGGAGGGAAAAAUGAUGCAGGAGCUCAUGUUUGAUCGACUGUGGGAGGAAACCAUUGUACGAAUCCGCCACCAAAACAUCUCGGAAUUGACAGUAAGUAAACACUUGGCUCAAGUCCAGCAGAUGUGUUUUAGCGCCUGCAUGGCCUAUGACAAAGGCUUGAAGAAUGGACCUAAUGUGUUGCAGUCUGCCGUAGCUGAACACCUGUUGGAGAAUGAAACACCGGAGGGUUUGCGUAUUGCCAGCAUCAUGGCCGAGCAUAUGAAGCAUGAGCUGAAGAAUUUGGAAAAGGUUGAUGCCAAGUAUAUCAUGGAGGGUACGAUCCCGUGGAGCUCGAUUCCAAAGACCCACGUGAAGGCAAGUCAUGUUCCCAAAGACGACGACAACGAUGAUGAUGUGGUGCUUAUUGGACAGCGUUUUGGCAAUUGGCGGUCUGCAUUGGAUAACCGUGGAAAGCUCUAUUACUGGAAUCUAACAUCGCGCUACUCGGUUUGGGACCGCCCGACUGGUGACAAACUUUGUUAG